AUGGCACUGAUGAGUAAAAUGGCGCCCACGGCGGCGGUAUGCUGCCGAAAUAAUUUGCUGAAGCCGACGACCACAGUGAUUCCAGCAAUUCGCUGUUCGCAUGCUGCUGUUUUCCGAAAGCGACCAGGACAGCUUAUUGUAAACAGAAUCAAGGAUGUAUGUCAUUUCUACUUUAUUGGAAUUGGUUUCCUCCCAGUUUUGUUUGCAUUGACCUAUAACCACAUUAUCUAUGGAACCUGUGAAUUGAAAGACUACCCAACUGAGGGUCCUCCACCACAUCAUUGGCAAUUCGAAAGAACUCCAGUCCGUCAAUUCUGGGCUAAAUAUUUUGGAGUCUCCGAUAUUGAGCACCAUGAGCGAAACCUUGCAUACUACGAAAAGCAAGGGAUCCUUGCUCGCUGGAGACAAAUUGAGCAGCGCGUUAAACAUUUGGAAGGCGAACGAUGGGAUUACAAAGGAUGGAGCUAUCAACCAGUAUCUGCUACUUGGGUUGAUUAUGGAAGAUGGCACGCUCUUCGCAUGAGAGAUCAGUACGAGCAGCAUGGGCAUUAUGCUCAGUAA
Molecule: messenger RNA, 561 nt
Organism: Caenorhabditis bovis
Lineage: Eukaryota; Metazoa; Nematoda; Chromadorea; Rhabditida; Rhabditidae
Source: the annotation of a GenBank genome assembly